Lecanosticta acicola is the source of this 3102-nucleotide messenger RNA. NCBI's taxonomy places the organism in Eukaryota, Fungi, Ascomycota, Dothideomycetes, Mycosphaerellales, Mycosphaerellaceae. The record is from the annotation of a GenBank genome assembly.
AUGCCUCCCAAGUGCAAAGCGAAGAACGCACCCAACCAGCACGACAAGCGCCACGAGAACGGCCUCGCUCCUCCCGGGAAGCGCAUCGUCAGACAGCGCAGCAGUAACGGCCAACUGAAUGCUCAGCCUAAUGGCAAGCCGGCGACUGCUGCUGUCUCGCCGCCUGCCCUUCCCUCGACGGGCCUAAACCAAGGCUUCAAGUUCCCACGACCCGCAGACAAUACCACUUCUCAUUCCUCUUCUUCUUCCACCGCCGCCGCCGCCGCCGCCGCCGCCGCCGCCGCCAGGGACUAUGAGCUUGGCGCGGAAGCCAGGGCAAGAGACAGGACUCCUUCAGACGCUUCGGCAGAGGAAGCAGGACCAUGUGGAGAGAUGGCGGACGAGCAUGUUUCCACACCCGUGAGCGGGGAUGUCUCGCCCGCGGCGACCAUGUGCAGAGACAGACAACGACCAGGCCACACGGCGACAUCCAGUCCGCUCAAUCCCUUCUCUACAAUCCUCGCCUACUACCCUCUGCGCGACGCCAUCGCCAUCCUCAUCCUGCUCCUCUCCCUCCCGCCCACCUUGGUCCUCGUCAUCCAGACCCUGUUCGCUUCGCUCACGUUCGUCCCGCCUACCGCCGGUCUAUCGCUAUCCACCCUACCCAACAUCAAGGAGAUAUUCAAUUCCUCGAAUCUUGGCUAUCCCGCCUUGGCCACGAUCCUCUUCGUCGACUUGGUAUUUUGGAUCUUUUGGCUACUGGUGGGCAGGCCGUUGCAGGCCAUCCUCCUCGAUCUCUCACAAGCAGUCAUUGCCGUAUCUCUCAGCGGUGCAGCAGCCAGCGUCAGCGGACCGACGUACAGCAUAGCCACUUGUUCAAUCAUUGUCUGCGUGGUUCACGUGCUCCGGUACAGAGCGAUUCAUCUUACCGCCCUGGACUACCUCCGCUCCGUACUACAUAAGAUGGACAUCGGCAUACCCUUUGAUGUUCCUUCUUUUGCAACGCAAUCUCAUUCAGCAACACCCUUUGAACGCGGAAUGGCGUUUACCGCCAUCCGCACUAUUCUUGGAAUACACAUAGUUUCGCAGGGCAUCACGACCUGCAUCCGCCGCACUCUCGCAAACACCAAAGCAAACGAAAAAGAACAAAACGUACCAUCCAUCACCAAGACCGACACCGAAGCAACAGCUGGGAGUGAACCGUCGUCGCGUCUGACCGCGGGACACGCAGAUGGCUCGCCCCACUCGCAUAGCGGCGCCAGUAGCGAUGGACGCCCGCCUGGACAGCCUCCCGCCCACCGCGAGAGCAAACAGCGCGAAUCCAACAGCAAGAAGAAACGGAAGCAGGCCAACCAAGUCCGGAGCCAGCAACCGCUUUGGGCAGCUAUUGCUAGUACAAAAGUCACUUUCGUUAAAGAAAUGGAACAGCGAGAUGCGGCAGAUGACGCGCGUGAAGCCGCUGUUAUGGAUAAAAACACAACCAACCCUUUUGCAAGCGCUACCAACACCACCACCGACCGCAUCUGGAUCUGCGAAGUUCGCGAUACGGAGAUCUACUUUGCCGUGGAACUCUCGCCAGAGACUAUCUCCGCGAGCGUCGAAGUCAAGGAGGAGUCCGCUCCACCCACCACUGGAAUCGAUAAGUCGAAGCCUUUCUUCAUGCGCAUCAAUGGGGCUACGUGGAGCUCGACCCGGAUCAUGUCGAGCGAGGAAGAGGACAAGACUGGUGGCGAUCGUUACUUGGGCGAGAUCUUUGGGCUGGCUCCGCUGAGCAGCUACCAUUGUGAAGUCGUGAGUCUCGCGAGCCAGCGAGUCCUUUGCUCGGCGAGUCUGAUCACGCAGCCCGCGCCUACGGCUGAGCAAGCUGCUGUUCCAGCACCAUCCCAACAUCAGGCUCUCAGGCCUUCUUCGCCAAUCACCACACUGAAGCAGUCAAUCCAAUCCGCCGAGGCCAAGCUCAACGAGGUUCGGAAUCGCUCCAAGAAGAGCAAGAAGGACCAAAGAGCUGCGCACGCCGACAUCAAGAGAGAGAUCAACAUGUUCAGGAGCAAGUUGGAAUCUUCGGGAGGCGUUGAUGACAAACAAGAAAAGCGACUUCAGCAGAUUAGUCAGCACAAGAACCAGGCCGAAGAUGCGACUGCAAGUCUCAAGCAAGAGAUUGAGGCCAUGGGUGACCUUCCUGCGGACGAAGUGGCAGCAGCGCAAGUGAAAAGACGUGCUUGGCAGUCGGCUCUGGACACCAAGAAAGCCGCGGAACGUGAUCGCGACAACGCUAAAGCCGAACAGCUCCGAGAGAUUGACGCAUUGAAGUCUGAAAUUGCUGCAGCUGCGACUAAGAGAGACAAGCUGACGACCCGCAAUACUCAACGGGCUCAAGAAUUGAGAGAUGCGUCUGAGAAACAGCAAGCUGCCAUGACAGCCAAGCAGAAGCGAGACUUUGAACGCGCGUCCACACUGAAGGAUCGGGAGAAUAGGACACACCAGGUUCAAUUCAUGAUCAACCAGAUGGAACAGGAAAUGCACACCCACCAGCAGAAGGGUAACGAGGCUUGGCAACAGUGUCAGGCGCUCGCCAACUGGACGAGCCAGCCACCGCCGGGCUACAGCAGCUACUCGACUCCUCCCACGCCCGAGGGUCCUCUUCCUGGCACCAACGGUCAGAUCAGCCCUCAGGCAAACGGCUCCUUUCCUGCUGCUUUCGGUCCACAGCCUUACCAUUCGCCUUUCAACGCCAGUGUCGCCCUUGCAACCGCCGUGGCCGCAAACGCCCCCGGCGGUCCUCGCGGUCGAAGCUCGUCCAUGUUCAGCCAAUAUUCCGGCUUCACCGACGAUGGCGAAGGCUAUGUUUUCGAGCAUCGACCGCAGAGCUCCUGGCCUGUUCAGUAUAGUACCGGAGCUGGCGCCGUGGAAGACCGCAAGGCGAGCGACGGCGACACUGGGUCCGGGUCUGGGUCCGGUGAUGCGAGCAUGGUCAAUGAGAGCCCGAAUGGAUCGAAUAGUCCUCGGCCUGAUGCGAAACCUUUCGUUCCGAGCAAGAACGUGGGCACUAUUGGUCCUCCGGGGCGCAAGAUUCCUCAGAGCCCGCCUUCGACCCAUGCCGGUGCGGCUGGGACUGGUAGAUAA